This is a messenger RNA of Parnassius mnemosyne (clouded apollo), 630 nucleotides long. The record is from the annotation of a GenBank genome assembly. Lineage: Eukaryota; Metazoa; Arthropoda; Insecta; Lepidoptera; Papilionidae.
UUGAUUGCAGACACAAGACCAGAACUCUAUGAAGAGGUUAAACUUUAUAGAAAUGCUAGAGAACGAGAAAAGCAUGACAAUAUGGCGGAGCUAUAUGCAGUGGUCAGCACAUUACAACACUUAGAGAAAGCAUACAUGCGGGACUGCGUCCGAGCCCAGGAAUACAUGGCAGCUUGCAGUAGACUGCUGGUUCAGUACCGAGUUGCCUUCAAACAGGUUCAGGGUGAUGAGUUCCCCACAAUAGAAUCUUUUGUUACGAAGUUUCGUUUAGACUGUCCAGCUGCUUUAGAAAGAAUAAGAGAAAAUAAACCAAACCUCAUCAAAGAUGACAAAGGAAACACCAACAAGUAUAUAGCAGAGAUUGUUUCUCUGUUCAUCACAUUGAUGGAUAAACUUCGCCUGGAACUCCGAGCUAUGGACAUGAUCCAGCCAGAGCUGAGGGACUUGAAGGACACAAUGGACCAUCUCAGCAUGCUGCCAGAGGACUUUGAGGGGAAAGUUAAGGUACAAGAAUGGUUAGACAAACUAUCGGAGAUGUCUGCAUCGGAUGAGCUGUCCGAGAGUCAAGUGCGCCAGUUGGUGUUCGACCUGGAGACGUCUUAUGGUGCCUUCAACAAGUUCCUACACUAG